AUGGAUGCCACCCUCCUCCUGCCUGUGACUGGAAUGAUUCAGAUUCAAGCAAGAUGUGACCUGAACCUAGUGGAUUUCUGCCCACCAAUCGGAGGAUGCGCCUUAUCGCGAGCUCGAUGCGGAAUGAUCCGAAUAUCUGGUGCUGGGUGGUACAGGUACAUUCCUGCCGGCCAUCCUUUUUGCUCAGAUAAGACCCAGACCCGGAUGCUCACAUCAGAAAGAGACCCCCUUGUGCAACUGGGAGAAUUUCUUGGUGCUAGCACAUUCAUAGAGGAGGCUACAAGUCAGCCCGAUGUUUCGAUCGGACUGUCCACAUGGUUGAUCAUUUGUUACAAGAGAAUAGAUGAUGACCAAAAUCUCCACCGCUAA
Messenger RNA from Triticum turgidum subsp. durum (durum wheat), 369 nucleotides. The record is from the annotation of a GenBank genome assembly. NCBI's taxonomy places the organism in Eukaryota, Viridiplantae, Streptophyta, Magnoliopsida, Poales, Poaceae.